This is a messenger RNA of Oppia nitens, 11505 nucleotides long. RefSeq names its product laminin subunit alpha-like (gene LanA). The transcript has 28 exons. NCBI's taxonomy places the organism in Eukaryota, Metazoa, Arthropoda, Arachnida, Sarcoptiformes, Oppiidae. Bases 203 to 11395 code for a protein of 3730 amino acids. Gene Ontology annotation, biological process: cell adhesion. The record is from RefSeq and is a predicted model, not a curated record.
UGGGUUUCCUAUUACACACAUUAAGUUUGAGAGGCUGUAAGGCAUAGAGAAAUUGUACAGUAAUUCACAAUUGACUCUCAGAAUAAAGAGAGAAAAAUAUAGAAAGUUUAGUUUAUGAGGGAGUAGUUGUUGAGGCAAUUGAUUUAAGACAGACUAAUAUUACAAUCAUUUAUGUGUUUAUAAAUAUAGACAAACAUUUAAAAUGAGAGACAAUGCAAUAGUCAGGUGUACUAAGCAUUGGCCUCUGGUCUUACUAAUAGCAGUUUGUCUGAAUCCAUACGAUUUAGUUUCGGCUCAAGUGUUGAAUCCGCCGUAUUUUAACUUAGCUGAGGGAAGAAAUAUCACAGCGACAGCAACUUGUGGUGAGAAUCUUCCCGAACCUGAACUCUACUGCAAACUUGUCGGAUCCAAUUGGUUGGACAAACCCGAUAACGUUCACAUCAAUUUAAUUCAGGGACAAGCCUGUGACUACUGUGAUCCUAAUGAUCAAAACAGAGCUCAUCCGCCACAAUAUGCCAUCGAUGGUACCGAACGUUGGUGGCAAAGCCCACCUCUUUCUCGAGGAACUAAAUAUAAUGAAGUGAAUCUUACCAUUGAUUUGGGACAAGAAUUUAAUGUGGCUUAUGUAUUUAUUAAAAUGGGAAACUCUCCCCGACCCGGGGUCUGGGCCUUAGAAAAGUCAAGAGAUUAUGGAAAAGUAUUCACUCCGUGGCAAUACUUUGCUGAUACACCUGGAGAUUGUGUUCAUUAUUUUGGUCCACAAUCUUUGGGUCCAAUUAUAAGAGAUGAUUCUGUAUUAUGUGAAACAAGAUUUUCUAAAGUAGUUCCUCUUGAAGGCGGAGAAAUAGCAAUAUCAUUGUUAAACGGAAGACCCAGUGCUGACAACUUUUCUAUAUCAGCGGCACUUCAAGAGUGGAGUAUUGCCACAAACAUUAGACUUCGUCUGUUGAGACCAAAGACAACUUUAGGGCAUCUUUUAUCAGUUGCCAGACAAGACCCGACUGUUACCAGAAGAUAUUUCUAUUCAAUAAAAGAUAUUAAUAUCGGUGGCCGUUGUGUAUGCAAUGGUCACGCGUCCCAAUGCGACCAAAUAGAUCCCAAUGAUCCUUACCGAGUAAGUUGCAAAUGCACGCGAAACACGUGCGGCAAUCAAUGUGAACGCUGUUGUCCCGGAUAUCAGCAAAAAGAGUGGAGAAGAGCUACUAUAAACAAUCCAUAUGUUUGUGAAAAAUGCAAUUGUUUUGAUCAUUCAGAGGAAUGUCUUUAUGAUAAACAAAUUGAUAAUAAAAAACUUAGUCUCGAUAUAAAUGGCAAAUACAAUGGCGGAGGUGUUUGUGUCAAUUGUCGUCAUAAUACUGAAGGUAUUAAUUGUAAUAAAUGUAAAUCCGGUUUCUUUCGGCCAAGAAAUAAACCCCUCGACGCUCCUGAUGUUUGUCAGCCAUGUAAUUGCAAUACUCAUUAUUCAACUGGCAAUUGUACAGAAGGCAAUGGACAGUGUGAAUGUAAACCAAACUUUUUAUCACCACUUUGUGAUCAAUGCAGUUAUGGCUAUUUUGGAUAUCCUGAAUGCCAAGAGUGUCAUUGUUUUCCAAACGGAACGCACGGAAAUGUAUGCGAGUUGAGGACGGGUUCGUGUCCUUGCAUUGAGGGAUAUACCGGUAAAUUUUGUAAACAAUGUGCUCAAAGAUAUUAUGGUUUUCCAAAAUGUGAGUCCUGUAACUGUCACACCACUCAUUCGGUUACCGAUGUUUGCGACAUAAGCUCCGGUCAGUGUCAGUGCGCCCAUAGUUUUGGUGGCAGAAAAUGUAAUGAAUGCGAUGUUGGCUUUUAUGAUUACCCUCGAUGUCAAUUCUGUUCAUGUGAUCCGAGCGGAACAACAGACAAAAUAUGUAACAAUCAAACGGGUAUUUGUUUUUGUAAAGAAGGAUAUGCUGGCAAUCGUUGCGAUACUUGUGCUCCAAAUUAUUAUGGAUUUCCCAAUUGUACGAAAUGUAUGUGCGAUGAAAUUGGGUCUUAUAGUCAGUUAUGCGAUAUGUAUGGUAAAUGUGUUUGUCGUCAAAACUUUGGAGGUCUUAAGUGCGGUGACUGUUCUCCCGGAUUUUAUAAAUAUCCUGAAUGUUUGCCGUGUAGUUGUGAUUAUAGGGGCAGUAAUGGUGUGUCUUGUGAUUACGCCGGCAGAUGUAUUUGUGGCGACAGAUUUGAAGGAGAGAAAUGUGACAAAUGUAGAGAAGGGUAUUAUAACUUUCCUCGAUGUGAAGAGUGUAAUUGCAAUCCGGCCGGUUUGGUGGCACAGUUUGGUGGAUGUGAUAAAGUACAGGAGGGAAAGUUAUGUGAAUGCAAACAACGAGUUACGGGACGUAUUUGUAAUCAAUGUAAGGAUUUGUAUUGGAAUUUGCAAAUAACUAAUCCAUUUGGUUGUGAGGACUGCUUAUGUAAUCCAAACGGUACUAUCAAUGGUAUUGGUUUAUGUAAUACUGAAUCGGGAGAGUGUCUCUGCAAACACAAUGUUAAGGGGAGAGUAUGUGAUUCUUGUAAAGAUGAAACAUAUGGACUGACAUCAGGAAAUGUAUUUGGAUGUGUCAGCUGUAAUUGUGAUUUCGGUGGUUCCAUUCAUUCCGUAUGUAAUAAGACAACCGGUCAAUGCUAUUGUCGUCCCCGAGUUAAAGGUCAAAGAUGUACUGAGCCCAUGGAUGUCAUGUAUUUCCCGACUUUCUAUCAAUUUCAAUAUGAAGCUGAGGACUGGCGCAAUCCAACCGGAUCUCCGGCCAGAUUUGGUUACGAUUCUGACUUAUUUAACGACUUUUCGUGGAGAGGUUACGCCACCUUCACUGACCUCCAGAGAGAAAUCAUUACAAAUAUAACAAUACAAAAGCCAAGUAUUUAUCGCUUAAUAAUUCGUUUUGUAAACUUAAACAGUGAGACAAUCAGUGGUACACUUACGCUGACUCCGUCUGAAUCAUUCGGUGAAACACAACAGAGCAGUUCCAUUCAUUUUGAACCGACUAAAGACCCCAAACUCGUGUAUGUUGUCGGCAAACCCGGACUCAUAAUCCCUCCAUUUGUUCUCAAUCCGGGCCAAUGGGGAGCGUCACUCAAAGUCGAUAAAAAUGAUUUACUCGUCGAUUAUAUAGUUCUUAUUCCUCAAUCAUAUUUUGAUCAAACAAUAUAUGAGGAGAGGACGACUGCCCCGUGCAAACUCAAUGCUCAACACAAUUGUCGACACUAUGCUUACCCUGAUUUUCCAGAGGAAAGUUCAAUAGUUAGGGCACAGUCAGCAUUUAUAAUGGAUGGUGACAUCCGAUCAAAUGCUGAAGUACUAAACGAUUUGGAUGUUAUUAAAAAACUCAAUUACGAAGGAAAUAUGGCUCGUCUAGACUCAAGACAAUCAAAAAUUUUUGUUGAUUUGGCUGUCAAUAAACCGGACUCUUAUGCCUUUAUAAUCAGUUAUCACAACCCAUUCAGUGACGAUAUUAAAAAUAAUGAAUCGUCUAAACUGACUCUCGAAAUCAAGAAUACCAAUGGAGAUAUCAUUAAGACAUCUAAUGUUAUGUUAGGCAACUGUCCCUAUAGUUUCAUUUGCAGACAAAUAGUAACAGAGCCGAGCGGACAAAUUGGCACUCAUGAGUUAGACUCAAGUUUUAUACAGUUGUCAUUAGGUUUACCCAAUAGUUUAGCUGAAGAUCGUAUCAUUAUUUUAGAUGCAAUUGCAGCGGUUCCUUAUCCUAAUAACUGGAGAAUUGAUAAUUUGAUUCCAAGAUUUGUUUGCAUUAAAAAGAAUGGACAAUGUAUUGAAUCCACUUUUUCAGUGGUUCCCGAAGCUAACAAAAUCGAGUUAGAAAAAGAUCAAAACAAAGAUCGCAUAUCCAGUAGAUUACCAUUUGAAUCAAAAGAUUCAUUAGAUCCCAGUCUUCCCAAAUUAAUAUAUUUGGAGGAAAAAGAGCCGACAGUAGAUAUCAGAGGAACAGUACCUCGAAAAGGCUUAUAUACAUUUGUAUUGCAUUAUUUUCAACCGGAAAAUCCAGGCUUUGAAUUGGAAGCACUCAUUCAAAAUGGUUUGUUUCAUAACGGAAUCAUUUCGGUAGAUCACUGUCCGAGUCGUACCGGUUGUCGAUCACUGAUUAGACAGCGCGACACAAAUGUCACCUUUUUUCAAGUAGAGGAUAGUUUUAUGUUAACACUGAAAGCUCCCGAAAGAAAAAACAUUUGGGUUGACUAUAUUCUAGCCGUUCCCGUUGAUCACUACGAUCCGGCCAUUCUUGAAGUCAAACCUGAAGACAAAUCCACUAAUUUGAUGUCUCAAUGUUUUAAAAAUUCAUUUUAUAUUAACACUGAUGAAGCAAAUGAAGCGUGUCGUGCAUUCAUUUUCUCGAUAACUGUUGAUUUCAAUGGAGGAGCCCUUCCCUGUCAAUGCAAUACUGAUGGUUCCCAUGAUUUUAAAUGCAAACAUUUUGGUGGUCAAUGUAAUUGUAAACCCAAUGUUAUUGGCCGAACGUGUUCGCGAUGUAAGACUGGAUUUUAUGGCUUUCCUCAAUGCAAACCAUGCAAUUGUCCGUCAACUGCAGUUUGUCAUCAGGUGACCGGUGAAUGUAUUUGUCCUAGAGGAGUUACUGGAGAGCAAUGUAAUAAAUGUCUUCCUCUGACUUUCGGAUUUGAUCCCAUCAUUGGGUGUGUGGACUGUGAUUGUGAACCAUAUGGUGUCCAAAAUCGUGACUUACAAUGUGAUGUUGAAACUGGUAAUUGUAAUUGUAAGUCAAAUAUAAUUGGUCGCAAUUGUAAUAAAUGCAAAUCAGGAUUUUGGUCUUACCCUCAUUGUCAGUACUGUAGAUGCGAUCUCAGAGGUACCACUGAUGAUAUAUGUGAUCAAAGCACAUCCCGAUGUUUUUGUAAAGAUAAUGUCGAUGGAGAGUAUUGUGAUCAGUGUAAACCAGACUCAUAUUAUUUAGAGGAGAAUAAUGUGUUGGGAUGUACUAAAUGCUUCUGUUUUGGUACAACCGAUCGAUGCACCAGUUCUUCACUAAAAACUAUUCAAUUGAGUGCAAUGGAUGUCGGAUGGAAAGUCGUCACACUUUUAUUCACCGAAAAAUAUAUGAGAGUUCACUCAGUUAGUGAUCAACACGCAAGCGUUGAAUACGAAUCGGGAAAAAUAAAAUCAAAACAACCGACGGUAACGGCAUCGGACACGACUGACAAUAUUAUUCUUUAUUAUUCAUUACCCGAACAAUACUUAGGAAAUAGAAUUACCUCUUAUGGAGGCCUUCUUCGCUAUAAAAUCUUAAAUAAUAAUAAAAACAGUUUGGAUUCGACCAGCUUUGGUGCCGCAGAUUUAGUUCUUGAGGGAAACAAUAUCACUAUAAUCCAUGAGCACAUCGAACAGCCCGCCAUUGAUGAGACAUUCGAGUUUAGGGCCAAAAUCAUUGAAAGAGAAUUUCGACAUUUGAAUGGACACGACGUGAGUCGGGAACAGCUGAUGAUGGUUUUGGUCAAAUUGAAAGCUAUUUAUAUUAGAGGAACUUAUUUUGAUCCCAUUUCUGAAAUAGUUUUAGAAAAUGUUUUAUUGGAUAAAUCGGUUGACGGAAAACGUAUGAGUGAUGCUCCGCGUUCUUUCACUGUCGAACAAUGCAUUUGUCCACCAAAUUAUAAGGGAACAUCUUGUGAAGACUGCGCAUCUGGAUAUUACAGAGCACCCACUGGUCCUUAUUUAGGCUUUUGUGUCCCCUGUUCCUGUAAUGGAAAAUCUAAUGAAUGCGAUCCCAUUACCGGCAAAUGUUUUAAUUGUCAAUUUAAUACAGAGGGUGAUCAUUGCGAGAGAUGUAUUUCAGGUUAUCAUGGAGAUGCUACUAGAGGUACUCCCUAUGAUUGUCUCAUAUGUGCCUGUCCACUACCAUUAGCUAGUAAUAAUUUUGCCACGAGUUGCGAAGUGUCSCCAAAUGGACUAGAAAUUAGUUGUCAGUGUAAUCAAGGUUAUUAUGGGACGCGAUGUGAUGUAUGUGCUGCCGGACAUUAUGGUAGACCAGAAGUUAUUGGUAGUAGUUGUCAAUCGUGUAAUUGCAGUGGAAAUAUAGAUUAUGAAGACCCGACAAGUUGUGAAUCAACAACAGGUCAAUGUCUUAAAUGUUUGCAUAACACGGGUGGCAGUGAUUGUGAGAGAUGUGUGAAUGGAUAUUAUGGCGAUGCUAUUCACACGAAAAACUGUUCCGAGUGUUUGUGCGAUAACUGCGGUACUGAUGUAUGCAAUCAUUUGACGGGUCAGUGUCAAUGUCGGACCAAUGUUGUCGGUGAUAAUUGCGAUCGCUGUGCACUCGAUCACUGGGAUUUCAAGUCAUGUCAAGGCUGUCGUAAAUGUUUGUGUCAAAUUGGAGCCAUUGGAACCAAUUGUGAUGAUGAGACGGGACAAUGUAUGUGUAGGCCUGGAGUUACCGGCAAGAAAUGCGAAAUUUGUGAACCGGGAUAUUGGAAAUACAGUCAAUUUGGUUGUACAUCAUGUAAUUGUGUCGAUAAGUACUCUUAUGGAGCUGUUUGUGAUCAACAAACAGGACAAUGUCAGUGUAUGCCCGGUGUUAUCGGUGACAAAUGUGAUAGUUGUCCUCACAGAUGGGUUUUCAUUCCAAAAUCUGGAUGUCAUGAAUGCGGUCUUUGUGUUCACGAGUUAUUAGAUGAUACGGACGGUCUUCAACAACUGAUUGAUCCAUUAAGACUUGAAAUACAAGACACAUCUUCAUCAGUAUUUGCUUACAGACGACUUAGUCAUGUAAAUAAGUCUUUGCUCAAGAAUGAAGAGUUGGUCAAUGAGAUGAAGAAAAAUCCUAAACAAAUAAAUUUGGUUCCGCUCUUCACAAAAGCUCAGAAUCUCAACGAUGAAGUCGACUCUUUGCUUAGUAAAAGCGAUUCCACACUAAAACAAGUGGCAAAAGUUUUAGUCGACGCCUUAGCUUUAAGAGAGGACUCCAUAACAAACGAUAAACUUAUCAGUGAAUCAAUUGUCAAGACAUCUCUUGUUGUCGAAGAUAUUAAGAAACUGGAAGAAGGUUUUCGAUUAGCAUCCGUUCAGAUCGGACAGAGUAUUGAUAGGAGAGUAUCUGAAGCAGAUUGGAUGGCACAAGAAGUUAGGAACAGAACUUUUACAGAAUCGCAUAACAAAUCUAAAGUCGAGUUAGAAGAAGCCAAACGUUUUCUUGAAAAUAUUGAAGUAUUCAUAGAGCCGGCGAUAUCAACCAAAAAUCAAAUCAAUGUUACUCUUAAUAAUGUAUUGAAUGUCAUUAAAUUAUUAUCUGAAUUAAUGAACAAAAGUCAUGACUCUCUCAAAAUUAUAGUCAAAGUUGAAGAACUUAAUUCUCAAAGUCUUAAUCGACAGUUUGAUCGCUACCUUAACUCAAUAAAGAGUGACAAUGAAGACGUUCAACAAAUGAUAAGCAAAGCCAACGAAUUACUCGAUGACACUAAAAAGUCUUUAACUUCUUCUGAAUCAUUAAUCAUAGAUUUAGCUCAAAUGUCUCGCAGAUUAAAAAGUGAUACAACAAAAUUCAAUGAAACAAUGAUAAAUAGACAAUCAGAAGUGGAUCAAAUUCAUCCUAAAGUAUCAAACGCUGUAUCGCACGCCUCAUCUUUAAAGAAACAAAGUGAAGAAUUGGAGCGAAUGUUUUCAGACACAAGAAAUAAAGCAACGGAUCCAUUAAAAGCAGCCAAUGCUUACAAUUCAAUCGUAGACUUAUUAGAAAAUGCCACUAAAGGAUCCAAUUCUGCGAUUGAAAAUUCACAAAAAGUAUCUACAGAUUCAGCUCUUCGUGAUUUACUUGAAUAUAAAACCAAAAGUCAUGAUUUGUCUAACGAUUCACAAAAUUUAAACAGAAAAGUUAAUACAGAAUUAGCUGAUCCACUGUCACAAAGCAUACUAAAAGUUAAUAAUAUAGAGAAUCACAUAAAUUCUUCAACAAUUAAUAAGAAAAAUAUUGAAGAAGAAUUAAAAAAAUUACCAAAUCUUAAAUCUAUUCAAGAAUUAGGCAUAAAAGUGACCACUGCUGUAGACAUGGCCGAAGUGUCAACAAAGAAAAACAAUGAUAAUGUCGAAGAAUUAGUAACAAAAAUUGAACAAAUGAAGGAAAAUACAGAUAAAGUGCCACAAGAUUUGAAUGAUGUGAGUAAUGCUAUACGUAUGAGUCAGAGCUAUAUUGAACACAUCUCAAGUCAUACUCCCGGCAAAAAUAAAAUCGAUGAGAUUAGGGCUCAUUAUGAUAAGCUUAGGGCUCAAAGGGAUGGAUACAAACAAAUUAUUCAUGACUUACAACGUAAAAUUGAUUUGGCCAGACAUCAAGCCAACCGAAUCAAAGUGGCCACAGAGUUCCGAACCGAUUCACACCUUCAACUUAAUAAUCCCGUUUCCCUAAGAGAAUCAGCCACUCAUACAAAACUAUCGCUUUUCUUCAGAACUUCUGAACCAAAUGGUUUGUUGGCUUAUAUUGGAAAUCCAAUUGCAAUCUUACAAAAGUCUAAACAAAAGAGACAAUCAGAUUCAGAUGAUGAAGAAAAGAAAGAAGAUGAAGACACUGUUAAUUCGAGAAGAAAAGCAACUGAUUUUAUGUCAUUAGAAAUACAAUCAGGAAAUGUUGUGUUGACCUGGGAUUUAGGAUCCGGUGCUUCCAAUCCUAUUCGUAAUGAUAAAUAUGUAAGCGAUUGGAAAUGGCAUCAAGUGAUUGUUGAACGUAUUGGAAAAUCAGUUAAAGUUGUUGUUAAAUCGCCGCCAGAAGAAGGGGAUCCAAUUGAUGUGUCGACAAUAGAAGGGUCACUUCAGGGGCCGUCUAGUGUUUUCAAUUUAGAUCAACAAUAUUCCCGUAUAUUUAUUGGUGGCAUACCUGAUAACAUUCACAUACAAAAUGAAGUUCAAUACAAACGUUUUAAAGGCUUUAUUGAGGAUAUAGUCCUCGGAGAAAAUCCAUUGGGUUUGUGGAACUUCAGGGAAUCAAAUAAUGUUUUGGCCACUAAAGAGAGGGAAGCAUUGGGUAAUCUUGAGUCAGCUGAUGGUCUCUACUUUGAUGGCAGUGGUUAUGCAAUCCUUCCGCGAGGAAGACUUAACUUAACCAUUGAAACAUAUAUUAGAUUGAAAUUUAAAACCUUUGCUAAAGACGGACUAUUGUUUCUUAUUGGUCACGAAAGAGACUUUUUAGCAAUUGAAAUGAGGGAUGGAUUAGUUAAUUUCAAAUAUGAUUUGGGAAGUGGUCCGUAUGCUAUUACUUCGGGUGAGACAUACAAUGAUGGCAAAUGGCAUUCACUUAUUGCUAAUAGAUUUGAAAAAGAAGGCGCUAUAUCUAUAGAUGGUAUUCCUAAAACACACGGAGAAGCAAUUGGUCUGAACAAAGAGUUAUCUACAACUGACGAUAUCUAUAUAGGAGGUUAUCCUAAUCAUCACUUUUACUAUGAAGUGACAAAUGUAGACUUCGAAGGCUGUCUUAAAGAGCURCAGAUUGGAACAGAACAACAAAAUCUGCAAAAUAUUAAAGAAAUGUUGAGAGCAGUGCCGGGAUGUCCGUCUACUUCUGGCCGAACGGCAUCUUUUAGUAAUGAUUCGACCGGUUAUGUGGCCAUUGAGUCCAAUCUCAAUCUCGAUCGUAACGUUCAAAUAACUCUUAAUUUUAAAACUAUUAAUCCAAAAGGUCUACUAUUUUUCGUAUCAAAUGCUGAUCUCUCAUCGAAUUUGGCCAUUUAUCUCGAAGAUGGAACACUUAAUCUUAAGGUACAACCGGGUGGAUCAAUUCGAACUGAACAUCGAACAUAUAAUGAUAAACAAUGGCAUUAUAUUACCGCCAGUUUUACACCCGAAAGAUUACGAUUAGAUGUCGAUGAUAUAAAUGCAUUUACUAUAGAGACUAAUGAGAAAAAUGAGUUAACUUUAGGCGAAACAAAGACAAUAUAUUUUGGAGGAGUUCCGCAACAAAUCUCGUCUCUGGAAAACUUUGAUUCAAGUAUUCCGACUUCUUUUGUCGGAUGUUUAGGUGAUGCGACUGUCAAUGAAAAAGUUCAAAACUUUGCCGACACUAACAAUAGAGUGAACGCAUCUCUCACAAGUUGUCCUCUAACUGAUCACAUGUCUCCGUAUGAUGAGACAAAGGAAGAGAUUAGACCGAUCACUGAUGCAAUUCGAUCUACUGAUAAGCCAAAUGGUAUGGUUGAGACAACUUCGAGAGUGCCAUACAUUAUAACCCGAUCGACAACACAACCUCCGCCUAUAGGUCAGUGUAGGCUAUCGAGAGUUCCUUCUAAGGACUCGAAGACGUCUGGCGAUAAUGCUCUUAGAUUUGGAGACACGCAUUGGAGUCGACAUGAGUUUUCAAUUUCAUCAGAAGUGGCCAACGAUCUGACUGAUGAAAGCGGUUUCCAAAUAGAAUUUAAAACAACUCAAGAGGAAGGGGUCAUAUUUUAUGUAACAUCUGCUAAUCAUAUCGAUUAUGUUAGCCUUUACUUAAUGGAGGGAAAAGUACAUUACGCCUGGGAUUGUGGUUCUGGUAGAGCUAUUAUUGCAUCAAAUUAUAACUAUAGCGAUGGUCAGUGGCAUAAAGUAACGUUUAGUCGUAAAGGUCAGAGAGGUCUACUCAGAAUAGAUGACGAAAGAGAAGAGUACUCGAGUAUGUCUGCCGGUCAGACAAACUCAUUGAAUGUUAAGUCUCCCAUAUAUAUCGGUGGUAUUCCUGAAGAGUUAAGUAAAUCAGCGAAAAACAAUUUGCGAGGAAUUGAUAAACCGGGAUCUUUGUCAUCACAUGUCGUCACAUCAUUUCCGGGAUGUCUUCGAGAGCUCACAAUUCAUGCAAACAAAUAUGACUUUGGAGUACAAAGUGUUGGUUACAAUGUAUCGCAAUGUGUGGACUCAGUAGAGUUGGGAUCGUUCUUCCAUUCAGACGGCGGACACAUUCGGCUUUACGACGAAUUUAGAGUCGGCUCUCAAUUCUUCAUUAAUCUUGAGAUUAAACCACGAACUCUAUCGGGUGUACUGUUGGCUGUAUUUGGCAAAAGUGAUUACCUAUUGAUUUACUUAAAUGAUGGCGAUUUGAUAUUUAGUGUGGAUAACGGAGCCGGAGCAAUUAAUGUGACGUUUAAUCCAUCUUCAAAAUACUAUUUUUGUGACGGGGAAUGGCAUACAGUUCAGGCCAGCAAAAUCAAUAAUGUAGUUACUCUUAGUAUUGAUAAGCAAUCACUGGAACCGGGUAUUGGUAUCGGAGGCGUCUCAUCUACUGAUACUAAAGACCCGCUUUAUAUCGGCGGAGUGCCAGUGGAUGUCAAACAAUCUAAAGGUUUAGUCGAUAACUUUGUUGGAUGUUUACGUAUACUUGAGAUGAAUAGUCGCCGACAUUCACUAACUCAGGCCAGGAUUGAAGGACACGUCACUCUCAACACAUGCUCUACCCUUUAAACAACUAUAUCUAUGUCUUUAUGUGUGCAUUAUAUUCAUUGAAUACUCAAUAUAUCAAUCGAUAAAUUUAUCAAAAAUCUUAAUAAUCUCUAAUUUUAAAAAUUAAUUUA